Messenger RNA from Prorocentrum cordatum, 2330 nucleotides. Lineage: Eukaryota; Dinophyceae; Prorocentrales; Prorocentraceae. The record is from the annotation of a GenBank genome assembly.
GCGGCACGCGGAGAAGUUCGGCUUCGGCGCAGUCGCCAUCCAGUGCAACGCCGAGAAUGCGGCGAAAGACGCGGCCGCGAAGGUCGCGACCGACAUGGACAUGACCUACAGAGCGACGCCGCAGGCGAGCAAGGACAGCAACGGAACCGCGGAGAGGUUCAACUCGUCCAUCGGGGGCAUGACCAGGACGCGAAGGGGUGCCAUCGGGAAGAAGCACGGGAUUGCGAUCGAGCUGCGGCCCGUCGGAUGCAAGACGUCCUUCGAGCGACGGCGCGAGACGCGCUGCGACGCGCGGGCACCCCCGAUCGGCGAGGCGGCCACGCGGGGGCAGCUUGGGCCCAUGGUCAGCAAGUUCGACGCUGCGCAGGGCCGCGGCAUCCACCUGGGCCGCUCGCUGGAGGACGACGCCCACAUCUGCGGCGCCAGGCGCGGGGCCGCGGCGGCCAGGUCCGCGCGGGGGCUGGAGAGCGAGCGCCGCGACAAGCAGUUGCCCCUGUCAACGAAGGGUGCCCCGAGCGACGCCAAGGCGCCGAACGCGGCGACGCCCGCGCCGGAUCAGCCUGCCCCGCGGCCCGCCAGGUUGCUGGGGCCAGCCACGGCCGCGGCCCAGGAGAGGCAGCCGCAGCCGCCCCGCGCGAAGGCGAGGUCCGAGCGACCGCAGGAGGGGCAGCCGGAGCCCGACGAGGCUGGGGGCGGCGACGACGAGGACUCGCAGGACGCCGAGAACAUCGAGAACGCGCCACUACCCUGGCAGCGAAGUGUCCGCGAGGCGAAGCGGGCGGCGGCGGAGGAGCUCGAGGGCUCCGCUGGCAAGCGGGCCAGCGAGGGCGCGCCUGCUGAGGCGGAGGCGCUCAAGGAGCGGAAGGUCGGCGCGGUGAAGAUCGGCAACGUGCCCGUCGCCGACGACAUGGGUUACCGCAGUGGCAUCGAGCUCCGCGCGCCCUGCGAGCUCGACCGCAACUUCGAGCUGUCGAGCGUUGCGCAUUACGACAGCGACGACCGCGAGCGCCUCGACCCCGAAGCCGUCCGCGAGGGGAUCAAGAGGGAAGGGGAGUUCAUGGAGCACUCGGGCGUCGGAGAUGUCGCGGGGCGCCCCCGCGACGAGAAGGCGCGGGGCACGCGGUGGCGCCGCCGCAAGAAGGACGAGGGCGUCCGCAGCAGGUUCUACACGAAGCUGUUCAGGGACGCCCAGGCAGGCGACCUCUUCGCCUGCACACCGCGCACGGAGGACGGGACGGAGAUCCACGUGAAGAUGCCGCCCAAAUACGGCAAGGGCCGUGACUUCGUGCAGAGGCCGAAGAGGUCCCACCACGGGCGCAGAGAGGCGGCGCCCCGAUUGCAGGGGCCCCUGGAGCGCGUCGCGACUGACCUCGGGUUCGAGGUCGGGAAGGCGGAGCCCACUAUCCACCAUUAUAAGCAGAAGGGCACCAGGGUCGUGUUCCACACUGACGAUCUUCCUGUCUCGAGCCCGACGCGAGGUGUGCUCGGCGAGUUCUUCGACAAGCUGGCCAAGCACCUGGCAAUCAAGGGUCGGCACGUCCUGGGCGAGACCAUCUAUCUCGACUCGUCGCUGCAGCGGUUCGGCGACGCGAUGGCAAAGCAGAGCAAGCCUGGGCACGCGCAGAGCAUCCGCGGGGGCGCCGGGUGCCGCGGGGAGAUCCAGCGCGCGGCCCCGCUGGGGCUCGACGCGACGCACCCGCCGAAGGAGCUCGGUCGGCGGCUGAGCGAGCCGCGCGUCGCGGACACGAAGAGCCUGAAGUACCUCCUCCGCUACCUCAGCGGGGCGAUCGACUUGGCGAUGGCCCCCCGCGCCAUGAGAGAUUGGAAGCGCCUUCGCUGGAGAACAGACUCCGAUUGGGCUGGGCGCCAUGGGGCCCGCAAGGCGGCCGCUUGCGGGAUCGUGAGAUGGCGUGGCGCAGCGAUCAGUGCAUACGUUCGCCCCGAGUCGACGCUGGCCCAGUCGCGCCCCGAGGCCGAGUGCCUGGCUGCCGUGGAGCUCGCCGCGGAGAUGCUGUGCGUCAAGGGGCUGGUCGGGCUCGCGGGGUUCGACGCGUCGCUGGAGAUCGAGUUCGACGCAUCGUCUGCCAUCGCGAUUGCGAAGUGGCUUAGGCUCAAGCAGCUGGCGGGUGGCCAGAUCAAAAUCUCGAAGUUCCAGGGCUCGGAGAACCUGCCCGACAUUGGCACGAAGUUCCUGGGUCGGAUCGCGCUCGAGACGUGCCGCGCCAUGCUGGGCCUGAGCGUGGUGGACGCGUUCGGGGCGGGGAUCGCAUCCGCCCCGGGCGAGUCAAGGAGCGCGACCUACCUGGCGACGCCCAUGACCUUGAUGAGCG